AUGGCACACCCACCACAGCCUGAUGCGCCUGAGAAUCAUAUGGAUGAUUUCGAGGAUGAAGAUGAAGCCAGCAACAAGCCAUGGCCACCUAGGCAUGCGUUGGCGGCACUUUGGGAAGAGGAUGUGGUCAUUAGGAAAACCCUGAGGGACAAUGGCAAAAUGUUGACAUGGCCCAAGAAGGCGUUAACCGGAAUUGCUACUCUCUCCGCUUUGUCCCAGAACCGAGCUGCCAUCAAUGAUGCUCUCACAAUUUGGGCUAGCCACGAAACCACCCCCAAGAGCCCACCCGUUGAAUGGCUGAAGGAUGAGGUGAAGCAGCUCUACGUCCUGGUGAAUGUCGAGGUCAAACCUGUCAACCUCUACCUUGAUGCUCGGGGGGUCAAAUGGAUGAUUUCCCUGUGCUUGAGGCGGUGGAGGUCCCCCAUCAAUAACUUCAGGGACUCUUGGAUCAACAUCAAGGUUUUCCCCUACGACCCACAAGUUUUAGUGUGUUUUUUUCAGGGUUCAGACAGUUCAGACAUGAAAACAAGUUAUGAUAAUGGUUUACCAUGA
Molecule: messenger RNA, 552 nt
Organism: Cladocopium goreaui
Lineage: Eukaryota; Dinophyceae; Suessiales; Symbiodiniaceae
Source: the annotation of a GenBank genome assembly